AUGGCUGACAGUCAGAAUCACCAAGACGCAAACACAGUAGUUGGACAAGAACAGUACGAAGAAGCGCGAAAGAACUGGCUUGACACAGCCAAAGCUGCACAACAAGCCAAAAACGAAGCCAAGCAAAAGUACAACGAAGCUGACCCCGGUACACCCUUCAUCGAAUGGCUCGUAAGAAGAAGCCCUGCAUUCACUAGAGCCUACCAUGCAUUCGGUAAAGCCCAAGCCAAAUUCGACGAGGUCUAUCUAGAGUACGAUAAUGCAGCGGCGCAGGCAUGGAUCGAUGCGAAGAAUGCUGAGAGGGAGUGGAGAUGGGGUAGGGAUGAAGAAAAUACGCCAUUUCUGAUCAUUCUACCUGAGAAUAUUCUUCCGCCUCGCAAGACGGAAGAGGAGCUUUGGUGGGAGGGUUCAAGCAAGUAUGAGUAG
This is a messenger RNA of Fusarium redolens, 426 nucleotides long. RefSeq lists its product as uncharacterized. The transcript has 2 exons. The record is from RefSeq and is a predicted model, not a curated record. NCBI's taxonomy places the organism in Eukaryota, Fungi, Ascomycota, Sordariomycetes, Hypocreales, Nectriaceae. Bases 1 to 426 code for a protein of 141 amino acids.